UGAAGCAAAUAAUGUUCUUUUAUUACGUCACUGCCAUUACCUUAACCACAGAAUAGUAAACUGUGCCUUAACCAUACCACUGUUCAAAAUUUUUCAAUCUGAGAUGACUUAACCUAAAGUGUGGAAAUUAUUUAUUUUCAUAAGACAUUUUCUCUAUAUUUGAAAAUGUUUAGUUAUCUAGGUGUUACUAAAGUUCAUAUUUUUCAAAUGUUAUAAACUAACGAAUUGUAGAUAUGAUUCGUAGACUUCUAAACAGUGUUUUUGAAACAGUAUCCUCUGCAGAGCCCUUGAAUUAUUACAACCCUUUCACAAGGAAAGAAACGAUACCUUUCGGUUGGCUAACUGAUGUUGCACCAUGUUUUCCAGUUAAUGCUAAUAGUAUUAAAAUUAUCACAGAUCCUGAUACAUUUUACAAAACACUACUAGAUGGUUGCAGCUUUGCUAAAGAACGUAUAACAUUAGUAAGUCUCUAUCUCGGAAAUGGUAACCUAGAGGAAAAACUUGUCAAUUCGGUGAAGGACAAUGAGUACUUCAGAAGUAAUAAAUUGAAUGUUAGAGUCUUGCUUGACUAUACUAGAGGAAGCCGAUUUGAAUAUAAUUCUAGAGUUAUGUUACAGCCCUUACUGCUCCAAAACAAUCAGAAUUGUAGAGUAUCUCUUUAUCACACGCCAGAGUUACGUGGUUUGUUGAAGAAAUACAUGCCAAAUCGUUGGAAUGAGUUGUUGGGUUUACAACAUAUGAAACUGUACAUUUUUGAUGAUAAACUUAUUAUUAGUGGUGCUAACCUAUCUAAUGAUUAUUUUACUAACCGACAGGAUAGGUAUUUUGUUAUUGAUGAUAAGCCGCUAUGUGACUUUUAUUGUGGACUAAUAGAUCAAGUUCAGAAAUUCAGUUUACAGAUGGAUAAAAACAAUAAAGUCCAGUUACAUUCAAAUUGGAAAUUGUCACCAUAUGAAGGCAAUAAAAGAGAAUUUGUAACACAAGCUGGAGAUAUAAUUGAACAGUAUUUUGUAGAUGUAAUGAACAGUCAAAAUGUCCAUAAACAAGAAGGAUUUGAUACUUGGAUUUUUCCCUUGAUUCAAAUAGGACAGUUAGGUGUAGAACAAGAUGCACAAAUAACUGACAGGAUUUUUGCUGAAGCUCCUGAUGGUGGUAAGCUGAAAAUAGCAACCGGUUAUUUCAAUUUAACGAAUCAGUAUAUGAAUACUUUGAUCCUGAGGUGUCGAGCACAUUGUGAUAUUCUCAUGGCACAUCCAAAGGCUAAUGGAUUUUAUGGUGCUAAAGGACCAGCAGGAGGAAUUCCGUAUGCCUACUCACUGAUUGCUAAAGAGUUCAAAGAGAAAUAUUCUAAAAAAGGACAGCAACAUCGAAUCAAACUGUUUGAAUACCUUCGAAGUGGUUGGACUUAUCAUGCAAAAGGUUUAUGGUAUUACCAACCAGGUGAGGAAUUGCCAUCCUUGACUCUGAUUGGAUCUCCAAAUUUUGGGCAUAGAUCAGUUAGUAAAGAUUUGGAAUCACAGUUGGCUAUAAUUGCGGAAAAUGAAGAUUUGAGAAAAAGUCUCCAUGAAGAAUGCUCCAACUUGUAUGAAUUAGCAUCUCCAGCUGAAACUGAAAGGCGAAUUCCUGCAUGGGUAUAUGCAUAUGUGACUCUAUUCCGAAGUUAUUUUUAAAUCCACGCAAAUUAUUUGUAAGGCAACAGUUAUUUAUUACAGAGAAUUGUUUAUAAAAA
Leptinotarsa decemlineata (Colorado potato beetle) is the source of this 1729-nucleotide messenger RNA. RefSeq names its product Phosphatidylglycerophosphate synthase 1 (gene PGS1). The record is from RefSeq and is a predicted model, not a curated record. Gene Ontology annotation, biological process: cardiolipin biosynthetic process. Gene Ontology annotation, cellular component: mitochondrion. Lineage: Eukaryota; Metazoa; Arthropoda; Insecta; Coleoptera; Chrysomelidae. Gene Ontology annotation, molecular function: CDP-diacylglycerol-glycerol-3-phosphate 3-phosphatidyltransferase activity.